Aspergillus ibericus CBS 121593 is the source of this 621-nucleotide messenger RNA. Its product is annotated as YOS1 family protein. Lineage: Eukaryota; Fungi; Ascomycota; Eurotiomycetes; Eurotiales; Aspergillaceae. Bases 68 to 328 code for a protein of 86 amino acids. The record is from RefSeq and is a predicted model, not a curated record. Gene Ontology annotation, biological process: endoplasmic reticulum to Golgi vesicle-mediated transport. Gene Ontology annotation, cellular component: endoplasmic reticulum membrane; COPII-coated ER to Golgi transport vesicle; Golgi membrane. The transcript is spliced from 4 exons.
AUCUCCGUCCAGGCUGCAACAACACGAACAAUCCACGCUCUGGUCCGCUCUUCACCCACCACCCAAGAUGUUCUUCUUCGGCCUUGGGAAGCUCGUCUAUGUCAUCAUCCUCCUCAUCAACUCGCUCGCUGUCCUCUCCGAAGACCGAUUCCUAGCCAGAAUCGGAUGGGGUCGCACACAAGGUGACCCGGCCUUCGGCGCAUCCUACGAUACCACCAGCGUCAAAGCCAAAACCAUUAAUCUGAUCGCGAGUGUGCGGACCGUUAUGCGAAUACCCCUCAUUGUAAUCAACACGAUAGUCAUCGUUUACGAGCUUAUCCUGGGUUGACGGACGGUGUAAGAUCUUUUCUAUGGGUUGGGGGUUUCGGAUACAUACAGCAUUGCUCUUCUUGCUUCCGGGGAUUGAGGGGAUAUAUUCCGCUUUGUACGAAAAUGACUGGGUUGAAAUGAUAUGAGUUUUGCAUUGAUAUGAAUAAACCUUUGCGGGUCGUCCGUCUGGUGCAGUGAGCUGAAGUGGACAUGUCCUGGUUCUACACUUCCCCGGCUAGGUAGGAACGCUCUUCUUAUGCGGAUGUAUUCGCAUCAGAGUCUAUAUACCGUGUAAUGUUGAUACAUAUGGUC